AAAAAUAAUAUUACUUAACUGAAAAUAUCAACAAAAAUAAAAAUUAUUUGUAAAUUUUGGUAAAAUAAUUUGUAUUAAAAUAAACAUUUAUUUGCAAAGUUAUUGCAUUUAAAAAAUUCUAAGUUACAUAUUUUUGAAAAAGUUCAAUAAUAAUCAUGGAUGAAAAUGAACCAACUGCAGUUGAAGAAGCAUCUGAAGAAGAUUUUUUCCCUUUUCAUCAAGAAGAGUUUUCAUUAGAAGAAAUAGUCGAAGAAGGAGAAGAAGACGAAGAUGAAAAGAGCGAUUCAUUUACGGGCAUGAGUGCAGCUGACAAAAAGAAGCACCAAGUCGAAUAUGUUCAGUUGCUGAAAGAAAUCGAGUGUCAAAAUAAAAUUGUAGAACAACUAAAAGAUCAGUUAUUUCAAGCUUGCGACAAUCCCUGCUUGACAAAGUGCCAAUUAAGAGAAAUCAAGAAACUACGAUCGUGUAUGGAAAAUGAGAAUCUUAAAUUGCAAUGCAUGAUUCAAAGGGCUAUUAAAAUGCAAAAUGAAUUACCAAGUCGUUGUUGGGAUGAAGUUCCAAUUGAGACGACAAUUGAAGAUGAUGUCUUCCCAAUGAUGGGAAACUACGAAGUUAUGACUUCUUUGGGGUUAAGACCCAAAGAAACAUCAAACGAUAAUCAGCAUAAAUGCAAAAAAAACCUUAAAAAAAAGAAACAGCCUUGCCCGAGAGAAGAAGAUGGGUCUGUUUCAUGUAAGUUUCUCGAGAUGAUGGCCCAAAAAGAUAAACUCAUAAAACAAUUAAGUUGUAAAUUGAAAGCAUUAGAAAAAGAAGUCUAUUGUCAAGCCAAGCGCAGUAAAAAACAAAGUCCACGUCCCAACCAAAUGGGCGACAAUUAUGAACAAUUACAAAACACUUUAGAAACUCUCAAAAGAGACCUUAAAUGUCUGUGUAAAGAAAAUGAGAUUUCCGAACCAAGAGAAAAACAGAAGAAACCUAGCGAACUCCAAAAGUUGAAAGAGAACUAUGCCGAACUGUUAUAUUGCAUUUGUAAGAAAGAUGCUGAAAUUAAAGAACUGUCAGGUCGUGCUAAGGGAUACUGUGGCGGUGAUUCAAGCGCAAAAGCUGAAAAUGUUGACCUCGCCGAACUUAAAGUACUUCGUGAAAAAGUCCAGGACAUGAAAGAUGAACAGGAAGAGUACAGGUGCAUAAUCAAAGAGCAAUCAGAACAGCUGGACGAAUAUCGUAGAAAAUACAUGGAUACUCAGCAACAAGUGGAAGAGCAAAAGAGCACUAUUCUUAAAAACGAUAUGAAUACCAAACGAAUCGAAGCACAAAUCGAUGCUGAAGUCAAGCGCAUCAAAACUACAUUCAAGGAACAAAUAAGCGAACUGUCUCAGUAUCCCAAACUGUUGGAAAAUGAACAAAUAAAACACGCCACAGUCUGCAAGGAAAGGGAUGAACUUGAAGGACAGCUCAGGUUGGUGUGCAAAGAACUGAAAUCCAUCAAAGCCAGUAUAGCAACCAAAGAGGAGAAACCCGACUGUAGCCAAAAGUUAGCUACUUGUGAAAAAGAGCUCCUACUUCUUCAGAAUAAAGUUGAGAUAUUGACAAAAGAAAAGGAAAUAAUUGCCGAGGAAAUGCUAAAUGCAAAGCUUGACUUGGAUACCUUAAGGGCAGAAUCAGCUAAAAUUAUAACGAAUAACAAAGAAAGAUUUGAAAUCACAAAAUUGUCCCUGAACUCUCGAAUUGAUUGCCUUGAGAAAGAACUUGCCCAGUGCAGAGCAAAUGCUAGUCUUUCCAUAACCGAUCGUGAGGCUGUCAUCAAAGAGAUGCAAAGUCAACUCAGCACCCUCUCGUAUAGCUUCGACUCGGCUCAAAAACAAAUUAAAACACUCAAAAAUCAUAUUAGUUUUCUGUCCAAUGAUCAAUGUAUUCCAAUAAAAUGUUGA
Eupeodes corollae is the source of this 1931-nucleotide messenger RNA. RefSeq names its product myosin-2 heavy chain. Lineage: Eukaryota; Metazoa; Arthropoda; Insecta; Diptera; Syrphidae. Gene Ontology annotation, cellular component: centrosome. The record is from RefSeq and is a predicted model, not a curated record. The transcript is spliced from 2 exons. The coding region runs from base 156 to 1931 and encodes 591 amino acids. Gene Ontology annotation, biological process: regulation of cilium assembly.